Penicillium nucicola is the source of this 3120-nucleotide messenger RNA. RefSeq names its product FUSC family protein. NCBI's taxonomy places the organism in Eukaryota, Fungi, Ascomycota, Eurotiomycetes, Eurotiales, Aspergillaceae. The transcript is spliced from 6 exons. The record is from RefSeq and is a predicted model, not a curated record. The coding region runs from base 1 to 3120 and encodes 1039 amino acids.
AUGCCGUCUGGAAGCUCAAGCUCAAGCUCGCGCCGCUUGCGCCCUACACUGCGCCAGGCGACCUUUGUGCUCCCCAAAACAGGUCAGCGCCUCAAAGGCCUCGUGAACCUCCGAAAUUCCACCCCAACCGACGAACACGAUGAGCGGCGCGGUCUCCUCACAAACGAGAUCCAGACACAUCAUGAUGCAUACAUCCCAAGGAUCUGGCGUUAUGUCAACAAUAAAUGGGACCAGACGAAUCAAUUUUGGAGAUCAGAGCUGGGGAUUGGAGUGUUGAAAUAUAGUCUCGCCUAUUUCCUCGGAUCUCUUGCGACGUUCAUACCCGCAGUAUCAGCAUUCCUUGGGCAUCAGGAUGGGAAACAUAUGGUCGCCACAGUCACAGUCUACUUUCACCCAGCCAGGUCCCAGGGUGGCAUGUUCAAGGCCCUGAUAUGCGCGUUCCUGGCAUUCUGCUAUUCCUCUAUACUGACCAUCACGAGUAUGUUCGUGGAGAUGUUCUUCCAGGACACACUCAAACGGCCUGCCCUUGGCCAUGCAGUGGUUUUGAUUGUAUUCUGUGGCGGUGGACUUGGUUUUGUCGGCUGGACCAAGCAACGACUCGGUGAUCCCUUGGUGAACGUUGCAUGUUCACUUACUGCGCUUUCGACCAUUACCGUCUUAACCAAAGAAGGCGCCGUACAAAGUGGUGAUCUAUCUCUUGCCAAGAUUUUUCAGGUCUUGAAGAUGGUCCUCAUGGGUGUGGUAGCUGUCAUGGCGGUAUCUUACUUCAUUUUUCCCAUUUCGGCACGAAAAAAGCUGCGCGCGAACCUUGUCACUGUCACUGAUACAUUGGCAAUCAUGAUGACCACCAUUACGGAGAGCUUUUUGAGCGGCACUGAGGAAGAGCUGAAAUCCGCUGAGUUUGUCGAUGCAGAAGCCAGGCAUAGAAAGGCCUACGGACAGCUUGAUAAGCUUGUUCGAGAGGCGAAGCUUGAACAUUAUGUGGUUGGCACUGAGAAGGAGUACAGACUUGAGAAAAAACUUGUACGCUGGGUGCAAGAUAUCACACACAACAUGGGAGGACUGCGCAAUGCUGCGUCCCUCCAGUUUAGUCUGAUCCGCGAGACCAUUGCCCGUGAAUCUAGCUCCGUAGAUGAUCAACAGGCUAGCUCAUCUCAUGACUACUUCACCCCCAUCGAGCGAUCGUGGUCAUUCCCUGACGGGUCAUUCUUGGAGCCUAUCGUUGAGCGACCAGAGGAGGAACUGUCUCCAAGCGGCUCCAUGCGCUCUCGUCAAAACGAAAGCGCUCAAUCAACACCCAGGCCGUCUCUUCUCCCAGCUGAUGUUUUUACUAUUUUCAUUUCACACUUGGGGCCAUCAAUGCGAUCGUUGGCAUUUACAUUGAAGGAAAUUUUCAAGGAGAUCCCAUUUGGGCCUGCUCCGAAUUACAAGGUCUCUGUGAAUGGCCGGCUGCGGAUCAGUCUUGAUCGAGCUCUUGAACUCUACAAAGACUCGCGCCAAAAGACGCUUGCAUCGCUCUACCAGCAGAAAGAAACUAUGAACAUGAAGACCCAAGAAGCAGAAGCGGAUCUCGAGGAAGUAACAGCAAGUUGUGGUCACUUCAGUUUCUCCCUCCUUGAAUUCGGCGAACAGCUCCAAGAGAUGCUAGCCAUCUUGGAUGAGCUACAGCUCGAAGUUGAGGAACGACCAAAUGGACGAUCCUGGUCCUGGCUUAAAAUCUGGCAGUGGUCAACAGGCACAAAGGCUGCUAAAAUGGGUCACUUUGAUGACGAACCAGAAUCUAGUGUCCAUGCCAAUAAUCACAUCAACCAUCGUCGCCAUGCAUCGGACGGAUUGAUUGCACAUGACAGAGUCGCCGUCAAUGUUCGUGCCCACAAAGCACCCUCGUCGCAAGAUACAACGAAACAGAGACUAGGCUACCGCAUAUGGAAAGCGCUUGGGUUCCUUCGAAGAGAUGACACCAAGUACGCCAUCAAAGUCGGAGCAGGAGCUGCACUUUAUGCCCUGCCUGCCUUUCUUCCUUCAACUCGUCCUUUCUAUACGCACUGGCGAGGAGAGUGGGGUCUGCUGUCAUACAUGUUGGUGUGCUCGAUGACAAUCGGUGCGUCGAAUACGACGGGAUAUGCGCGUUUCCUCGGUACCUGCCUGGGGGCCGUCUGUGCAAUCGUAGCAUGGGAGGCUACGUCAGGAAAUGUGUUUGGCCUUGCAUUCCUGGGAUGGCUUAUGGCUUUAUGGACCGGAUACAUUACGAUUGUUCGAGGCAAUGGUCCGAUGGGCCGGUUCAUUAUGCUCACUUACAACCUCUCUGUGCUAUACGGGUACUCUCUUGCCCAAAAAGAAGCAAACAACGACGAAGAUGAAGGAGGCGUGAAUCCAAUUAUGAGCGAAAUCGCCCUCCAUCGUGUUGUUGCUGUUCUGUCGGGCUGUAUUUGGGGAAUCAUCAUCACUCGGCUAAUCUGGCCCAUCAGUGCAAGACGCAGAUUGAAGGAAAGCCUCAGUCUUCUCUGGCUACACCUGGGUCUUGUAUGGAGGCGAGACCCCCUUUCGAUCAUGGCCAUGGAAGAGAGGAACGUUGUUUACAUGACUCCGCGAGAGAAGCUCGAGAUCGAGCGAUUCUUAGCACGAUUGGAGUCUCUUCAAAGUGCUGCUGGAAACGAGUUUGAGCUGAAGAGUGCGUUCCCUGAAGCCUCAUAUGCCAACAUCGUUCGCCGCACCCGUAUCAUGGUGAAUUCAUUCCACACCAUGAACAUUGAAUUGAUGAAGAACGAUCCUGCCACCGAAGGCGAGAUCAGUCUUCUUCGAUACACCGCAGUAGAGAGACAGCAACUCUCUGCUCGCAUCAGUCAUCUACUCUCAGUCAUGGCUUCUUCGAUGAAGCUCGAAUACCCCUUGAGCGAUGUGCUUCCCAGCAUUGAACAUGCCCGUGACCGGCUGCUAGGUCGCAUCUAUCGCUACCGUUUGGAUUAUGAAGUAUCACAACAUACUACCGAUGAGGACUGCGCUUUGCUUUAUGCCUACAUCCUCGUCACUGGUCAAUUAUCACACGAGAUCAUGGAGAUUAUUGCGGAAAUCGGACAGCUCUUUGGUGUGCUCAGUGAAGAUGUAGUCCAGCUAGCUUGA